Molecule: messenger RNA, 699 nt
Organism: Suillus subaureus
Lineage: Eukaryota; Fungi; Basidiomycota; Agaricomycetes; Boletales; Suillaceae
Exons: 3
Coding region: 234-551 (105 amino acids)
Source: RefSeq, a predicted model, not a curated record
CCUGGUGCUAUCCCCACCCGCACCACUAGCUCACCCUCUCCCGGACGCUAGCGUGACUGCGCUGUUUGGCCCAGGAGACGAUGCGUGGACGACACUUGUACAUACGUGGCUUGAUGACAGAAAGCGUCGGAUGAAGGAAGGGGCGACAAGGAGGAUGGGAAUAGGAGAUGUGUUGAAGGCGAGGCUGAAGAGUAACGAACCGGUGCUGGAGCACCUUCCAGAGGUAGUAAUUGAUGUUUUAUUUGUUGAAGACAUUCAAGUUGAUGCGUUUCCUCUCCUCGCUUCCUCUUCCUCAUUACACCCUCGCCGCCGAACUUCACCAACUCACUUCCCCAAAAACAGCACCCACAUUCUUAGAUUCGCUCCUCGAGAAUGCUGAGCAUGCAGGAAAGGCUUUGGAUGAGACAGCUUUGUUUGGGAGUUAUAAUUGGAACAGCUGGAGAGGGAUCGUAAGGAGUUUCUGGGGUGUUGGAUUGAUUUUGAGGUGUGUAGUUUUGGGGUGUUGUUCAUACGACAUACUGAUGCUGCUAUUGCAUGGUUAUAUAGUAUAAAUCAUUUCGGGUACCGCUUUUCUCGCCUGUAAAGUUUAGACCGCAUGAUCAAUAUGAUAUAGUGUGUUCCUACCCCCAUCAUAUCCCUAUCUAAACGUCACUCAUCCCAAUAGUAUCUUGCAACUACCGACUGCUUGAUGAGAUUUUG